Messenger RNA from Loa loa (African eye worm), 294 nucleotides. RefSeq lists its product as hypothetical. The transcript is spliced from 2 exons. Lineage: Eukaryota; Metazoa; Nematoda; Chromadorea; Rhabditida; Onchocercidae. The record is from RefSeq and is a predicted model, not a curated record. Bases 1 to 294 code for a protein of 97 amino acids.
AUGAAAUUAAAUAAAUCUUCAAAUAAUGGUUUAGGAGAAGCAAAAGUAUUUCCCAAAGAAAUUGAUAAAAACAAAUCAGAUGUUGGAAUACCAGAAUUGAAAAGAGCAGCACAAGACAUAAAUAUAGAGCAAAGAAUAAGUAGUGGUAACUCAAUGAUGACUAAUAAAGUGAAUAAGACUUCUUGGGGUCUCGUCAGUGGAGUGGUUUGCACAGCUGUAGUCAUUGCCUGUCUCGUUGGUGCUAUAAUUGUUCUUAUCAAUAAAAGACGACAGAAGCGUCAGGCCGUGUAUUGA